Molecule: messenger RNA, 315 nt
Organism: Echinostoma caproni
Lineage: Eukaryota; Metazoa; Platyhelminthes; Trematoda; Plagiorchiida; Echinostomatidae
Source: the annotation of a GenBank genome assembly
AUGAAAUUUCCAUGGUAUCAAAUGUGGUUUGCUGGUAUAUUGACUCUGAUUGUUCCGUUCACAGCGGCCGGAUUGGGAGCUGUGAUUCUACUCCUGGGCGCCUAUACAGAUUACUGUUGCGGCUUGUUGGACACGUUUGAGAGCAAAGCGUCCAAAGCGAAACUGUUGCUGAUCAUCUCAUACUUCUUCAUCUUUCUCAUCCUAUCUCUGAUCAUCAUACUUGUUCUAAUGGCCAAAUACAACUACAUCAAUAUGAUCCGAUUCAAAAACUCCACAUUCUGGAGCAUCACCACAAAUGACUUUGGCAAGAUGUGA